ACGUUGAGCUCAUCCUCUCGGAGGACAAUCCUUUCAAGAUUAUGAAGGAUGGAAAGCUGGUGGCUUACCCAUGGGACAUGCCUCCUCCUUAUCCAACAAACUCGGCAAUCCUCUCGUCUUCGUCUUCUUCGUCGUUGUCAGAUAUUCUUGCAUUCCUUCCUUUGAAGAAGAGUGAGUCCUUGAAUCUCUAUGAGUCCCUGCGCAGUUACUUUGUCCUCAAAUACUCUGAGAGCGUGGCAAAGAGAGUAGAAGGCCUUCUCCAAAUGCUACACAAAUUGCGCAAUCAGAUGCUGCGUGAUGACCUUUCUCUACCCUUUCGCCGUGACUGCCUCGUCCAUUAUUUCAAAUGCCUUUGCAUGAUUGAGCCUUUCUUCCCUAUGAAUGCAUCACCCAACCCACCUAUCUUUGUUUGGUACAAUGCCAUCAACCCCCAACAGAACUCUUCUCAGCAUAACAUCCAUUUGGAGAAGGCCUCUGUUCUCUUCAACCUGGCAGCCCUCUGUACCCACGUUUCUCUCUCCUGCGAUCAAAGCACCAUCCAAGGCCAUCGCCUUGCCAUGGAUGCCUUAACUGAGGCUUCACAUUGGUUCUCUCUACUGUGGAAGUUUGAGUCUCGCAAGGCAUCUGGCACCAUUGACUUGGCAGAACAAUACAUCCAUAUGAUAACAAAUCAGUUUGGCGGCUUGAAAUUGAAGUUUUGUGAUCUCCAAUCUUAUGAAUCAUCAUUACCUGGACAUGUUGCUUCAGCUUAUAAUCCGUUGACAUCUGAGCUUUUAGGUUAUGAUCCGAGUGAUGUCACUGAACAAUUUUUUUAGGGUAUUGUAAGGCUCACUCCCUGCUUCAAGGGGUAUGUGAAGCACCAUCAUGCUUGGACCUUCUUUCUGAGGUUAGCCCUGUCAAGAUUAAGGAUGGGCAUCUUGUGGCCAAUGCCGCAACCUUAGAGGCACCA
Messenger RNA from Arachis duranensis, 949 nucleotides. Its product is annotated as vacuolar-sorting protein BRO1-like. The coding region runs from base 42 to 815 and encodes 257 amino acids. The transcript is spliced from 2 exons. NCBI's taxonomy places the organism in Eukaryota, Viridiplantae, Streptophyta, Magnoliopsida, Fabales, Fabaceae. The record is from RefSeq and is a predicted model, not a curated record. Gene Ontology annotation, biological process: negative regulation of stress fiber assembly.